AUGCCACAUUCCACGAGUUAUUGGCCCAAAACCGGAGAUUAUGUUGAGUGGUGUCCAGAAAGAGUCAAGCCAUUGGAUCCGUUUAUACCGUUCAUUCAUAAGAUGAGUGAACUUGUGAUAAGAAGAUAUCUGUCGUUAUUUUGGUUGCAAUUUAUUUCGCUUAAAAAUUUAGACACGCUUUCAAAGUAUUGUUCGGAUAAUGAAUACGCGAAGAAUAGCUACGAAUUGAUUCGCAAAGCUUUCGAUGAUUAUAAAGCGGAUGAGAUUUGUGUGGCAUUCAAUGGCGGCAAAGACUGUACGGCGUUAUUGCAUAUCGUUUACAGUGUUUUUAUCGCUAAAUAUCCGAAUAACAAAUUGAAUGUAUUUUAUAUCGCAAUUCCCGAAUCGUUUCCAUCGCUCGAGAACUUUGUCCAGCAGUCAGUUCGCAGAUAUGCCUUAAACCUAAUCACUUACUCUGAGCCCGACUUUAAGAAAUCAAUGCAAAAGCUUAAGAACGAGACCAAAAUCAGUGCCAUAUUUAUGGGCACCCGAAGCGGCGAUUUGCCCAAACAU
This is a messenger RNA of Medioppia subpectinata, 552 nucleotides long. NCBI's taxonomy places the organism in Eukaryota, Metazoa, Arthropoda, Arachnida, Sarcoptiformes, Oppiidae. The record is from the annotation of a GenBank genome assembly.